AUGAGCAGUCUCCAAGCUGAGAGGGAUGGGUGGCAGCGAUCUGCCCAAGGCACAAGCGCAAAUGAAGUGCCUCCACAACGUGUCUUUCCGGAGUACAUCGACGUCAACGUGGAAGAGUUCAAGAGGGCGGCAGAUCCCUUCUGGGAGCCUGAUCGGCCGACCACCUCCAAGCUGUACAAGGCACAUGUGACGACCCAGGGGCGCAUCUUUUGCACAAGGCGCAUGCAGAGGUGGCUCCACAGCCUCCCAGACCGGCCAGAAGCUCACUCUGAGCCCGUCUCUCCAGGCACCCCUGGCACACUCAGCGUCGGCCUUGCUGUUGAUGAGAAGCCCGAGGAGCCCUCGAGGAGCUUUUUCGGUUCCAUUCGAAACCGACGAUCAGGCCUGGGCACUCCUGCGGCAGACGUCAACAAUGGCAGAAAGAGCUCUGCCUCGGUCAUGUUGAGAGACAUGCGCAGGUCUUCCAAGGAUUUCUUCAGCAGGCUGACCGUGCGGAAGAAAGAAGAGCACAACCUCCGAGUCGCGUUCAUCGGAAACCAGCACUGCGGAAAGGACCUCCUGAUUUCUCGCUACACUGUGGCCGCAAGCAGCGGUACCGCCACCUACCGGCCCGGCUUCGACCCUUCUCGGAUCAAGCUCACUGGCGUCCUGUCAGUCGACAAUUACAAGGCUCGCACCGAGGUGUGGGACAUACCUCACCGAAACGUGAGAGACGGCCAGGCUCAUCCCCUGACAUUGGCACCUUUCGACGUGGUCGUCAUCUGUGUUGAUAUCGGAAACGAGCGCAAUCUGAAGUCCGUGGCGAAGUGGCAGCGCGUGGCCGAGGCAAACUGCCCCGAUGUGCCGACCAUCGUGCUCGGCCUCAAGGCCGACCUGCGUCCUGACUUUCCGACCCUGCGCCUGGGUUUCCUGAAGGAGUCGAACGCAUUCACCAUCGGACAGGGCGAGGAGACUGCACGGAAGAACAAAGCGUCGGCCUAUUACGAGUGCUCUGCUAAGACCGGCGAGGGUGUCACCGAGUUCUUCGAGUCCCUGGUCCGCUUCGCGGUCCAGGCAUCCCGUACCCGGGCGAAGCUGGGGCGCAAGGCGAGCCGCAGGCUGUCCAACUUGUUCCGCAGGAAGUAG
Diaporthe batatas is the source of this 1125-nucleotide messenger RNA. RefSeq lists its product as uncharacterized. Gene Ontology annotation, molecular function: GTP binding; GTPase activity. Lineage: Eukaryota; Fungi; Ascomycota; Sordariomycetes; Diaporthales; Diaporthaceae. Gene Ontology annotation, biological process: small GTPase-mediated signal transduction. Bases 1 to 1125 code for a protein of 374 amino acids. The record is from RefSeq and is a predicted model, not a curated record. The transcript has 7 exons.